Molecule: messenger RNA, 444 nt
Organism: Aspergillus oryzae RIB40
Lineage: Eukaryota; Fungi; Ascomycota; Eurotiomycetes; Eurotiales; Aspergillaceae
Exons: 3
Coding region: 1-444 (147 amino acids)
Source: RefSeq, a predicted model, not a curated record
AUGCUCGGGAGACAACCAAGACAGUCAGUCUUCAAGAAAGAAAUAUCAAAACAAGCCGGAAACUAUCUCCGGAGCGGAUUCCAUACUCAUUCAACCAAUUCUCGCAUGUUACAUAGAUCACGUGCACACCUUUCACGGCCUAAAAUGUUCUGCCACAUGGCGAAACAGUACAACUCACCUCCCUCUACUCUCUACACUCGAAACAACAAAUCCAAAACACCAAAAAUGUCCGCCCCCAACUCCGGCCGCCAGUCUCCUCCCCCGGAGAAACAAACCGGCGCCCAGCAACAGGACCCCGUUGCCUCGGGUCACACCCAGCAUGGCAUCCAUGGUGAUUCUAAGGGAGCGUCGGAGGAUACUAAGCUCCAUGGACUCGAGAGUAACCCGAAACAUCCCUUGGAGGAUAUCGAGGCGAAGAAGUUUGAGAAGGGGACGGGGAAUUAA